AUGUGGCUCUACCGCGGUGCCCAGUCGGCCGUCUUUUUCUACGCCACUUGUACACCAUGUGCUAUGAGCAUUGACCGUCGAAAACGCAAGAAGGAUGCCGCUAGAUCCCAACGCGAGAAGGAAAGAUGCGACGCCGAAAUCGAGAUCAUUGCCGACCAACCCCGACCGUUUCCCCAACCCGUUCCAUUCAGCACUAAUGAAGGAUGGAGGGAGGAAAUUGCCUUAGGACCAGGACCUCCAACACGCCGUGGAGGUAACCGGAACAACCAGCGGACAAAUAGCUGGAAUACUGAUCAAAGCUUGCAAUCCAAGAAGGACAAAAGUGGGAGUCUUAUGCACCCGCUCGGCGAACGAUUGAAUCGAAUGCGGAAUCAACGGGAAGAUGAACCACUCUGGGGUCAAGAGAUACAGGAAGUACGCGGAUCAUCGAUUGGCUUUUCAGGUCGUGGUCGAGUCGACCCUAGUGAGCCUUCCAAGUAUUAUGCAGCUUAUUGUCCCCCUGUGAACGAUCUUCACCCGCCAAUCGUUAGCGGUCCACGGAGUCGAGCCGAAACUCGAUGGAUGCUUCAACCUCCGCCCAGUGCCAAAGUUAUGGCUGGCAAGGAAAGCUUUAAGAAUUCUGCCCGUGAUAGUAUGGGUGGAAUGCCAGGUGACCGAUUGUCCCGUGCUAUGUCUCCACUGAGCCCUCACCGUGAGACGGUACUGGCAGAGCGAAUCAGUAAUGAUGGCGCUCCUGAUACAGAGUCACUUCAUCAACAAUUACCAUGCCGACCAGCUGCAAUUCGCACACGCGAACACUCGAACAGCAUAAGUCGUGAUGACUUGGAUUUAUCAAGGCAUUCUCGAUCUGAUUCCAUGUUCUCCAUGACCAAUACAGACGACCUGUCUCUCAGUACUUCCUGGAAGUAUCCUGAUACCCCUGCAACACGUCCGACCUCUAAAACAGAUGAAAGUGACAAAGUGUUGCAUCGACCACAAAUAUCCAAGACUCUUUCUACCUUACAUCGACCUGACAACAAACAGAAGGUCCAUCUUCUUCAUGUUGAGAUCAAUGAUGAGGACCGUGGUGAGGUUGACUUUGGUCAAUUAGAACGAAUUCGGCCUUGGCGCUGGAGCAUGGAUAUCUAA
This is a messenger RNA of Penicillium malachiteum, 1128 nucleotides long. RefSeq lists its product as uncharacterized. The transcript has a single exon. The record is from RefSeq and is a predicted model, not a curated record. Bases 1 to 1128 code for a protein of 375 amino acids. Lineage: Eukaryota; Fungi; Ascomycota; Eurotiomycetes; Eurotiales; Aspergillaceae.